Panicum virgatum (switchgrass) is the source of this 1604-nucleotide messenger RNA. RefSeq names its product ranBP2-type zinc finger protein At1g67325-like. Lineage: Eukaryota; Viridiplantae; Streptophyta; Magnoliopsida; Poales; Poaceae. Bases 266 to 1306 code for a protein of 346 amino acids. The record is from RefSeq and is a predicted model, not a curated record. The transcript is spliced from 10 exons.
CCACCAGUUCCCAGCUCGUCGUCCGGGAGUGCCGUCCGUGCAAGUACACCGCAGGCCGACGCGGCGGAGGCAAAAGCCAAUCUGCACCCCGGAAAUUUCCCAAGCCGAAAUCGCAACACCCUAGCCCGCUGCUCCGUCUGAUUCCCCUCCUCCUCCCUCCUCCCUCGCUCGCCGCUCCUCUCCGCGGCGUCUGCGGCUUUCCCUCUCCGCUCCAAGGAGCGGUAAGGCCUACCGCCGCGCCGACCGCCGACCGCCACCGCCAGCCAUGUCUUCUCAGGUCGACAGCCGCAACCAAUCCGCUGGGAAGCGCGCGCGCACCGACGGCAGCCGGCGUGAGGAUGACUGGGUUUGCCCCAGCUGCAAGAAUGUCAACUUCGCCUUCCGCACCACUUGCAACAUGCGCAACUGCAACCAGUCCAGGCCAGCGGAUCACACGAAGGCCAUGCAAAAGCCUAUGCAGACUCCGCCCCACUACACCACGUCAGGGGGUUACAUGGGCCCAGGGACACCUCCAUCGAUGUACCUUGGUGGGGGUGCUCCCCCGUAUGGGACCUCCAUGUUUAAUGGACCUGCAAUGCCGCCGCGCUAUGGCAUUCCUCAGUUCCCUGGGAGUUCGGCGUAUCCAUAUGGAUAUGGUGGUCGCAUACCGAUGGGGAGCCCCUACGGGCCGAUGCAAAUGGCCGGGCCACCUCCAUAUUCUGGUGGAUCUAUGAUGGGAGCAGGUGGAAUGUAUGGAAUGCCCAUGGACAGAUAUGGCUUAAUUCCUCCUAGUCCUGGUUCAAUGGGCACAAGGGCUGGCUCAUAUUCUGAUGAAGGUUCCCAGAAGAAGCCUGCAGGAUCUGGGUGUGAUAAUGAUUGGGAGUGUCCAAAUUGCCACAACAUCAACUUCGCCUUUCGCACAGUCUGUAAUAUGAGAAAGUGCAACACACCAAGACCUGAAAACCAGGGAUCUAAGCCUGAUGGUUCAAGAGGCUCAAAACCAAAGAUGCCAGAGGGCAGUUGGAAGUGCGAGCAGUGCAAUAACAUAAACUAUCCAUUCAGAACAAAAUGCAAUCGUCCUCAAUGUGGAGCAGAGAAGCCACUGCAGACAAACAAUACAAAUGAUUCAGCAACAGAUCAGGACAAUCAGUUUUUGUCAUGUAACAUUACGAAGCUUUUAUCAAAGCUGCGACUUCUUCAUGAAUCUCAAGACAACAGUGAGCAGACACAGACGGAUCUUCCUGGUGAUGUGGCUGGAGCACCAAUGAGUUCUCACGUGUUCCGGAUGGCAGCACUCAGUGUGUUGCAGAACAGUCUUACAAACUAAUUUGCUACCGUUUCAUAUUGUGAAAUGAAGGUGAGAAAUUUGCACCUCGUGGAUAUGCUUCUGUAGUGAGCGUCUGGCAGCGCUAUAGGAAGUUCGAGAUGGUAAGCAUUUGUGAUGUUCAGGGGCCAGUAUCUUGAUGUAACCAUUUCAGUUUCUGUUUGGAGUGUCUUGUUUCCUUUUUAUCCUUUUCUUUAUUUAUUCUUUAUGCCUAAGUUUGAGCACGCCACUAUUGUUCCGUACUCCUGAUGUAAGUUCAUCACGUUUCUAAAAUGUACCGGAGAUAAUUUCCCCCAUGCCA